Messenger RNA from Anguilla rostrata (American eel), 2793 nucleotides. It is a transcript of the gene ache, whose product is annotated as acetylcholinesterase (Yt blood group). Gene Ontology annotation, biological process: acetylcholine catabolic process; choline metabolic process. NCBI's taxonomy places the organism in Eukaryota, Metazoa, Chordata, Actinopteri, Anguilliformes, Anguillidae. Bases 254 to 2143 code for a protein of 629 amino acids. The transcript is spliced from 5 exons. The record is from RefSeq and is a predicted model, not a curated record. Gene Ontology annotation, cellular component: plasma membrane. Gene Ontology annotation, molecular function: acetylcholinesterase activity.
GAGAGAGGGAGAGAGAGAGGAGGAGGAGGAGCCGUGUGUGUCCACAGUCUCCCAUCUCCUUCGAUCUCCUGAAUCUGCAGUCCAUUAACCCGGUGACAUUUAACUCUGCUCGCACUGGCCGGACCCCGAGCCCUCCCGUGCUACAAGGCAGAAAGGAGAAAAGCAAGCUGAGGAGGAAGCGCGCGACGCUUAUUUCCUCAUGUGAACUGACAGACUGCUGAUCCUGGUGAGAGAACAGAACAGCACAGCAACCAUGGGAUCCUCCUCUCUCUUCCUCUCCUCCCACCUCUCCCUCCUCCUCCUCCUCUCCCUCCUCCCCUCUCCUGUGGUUUGGGCGGACCCCGGCCUCACCGUCUCCACGCGGCAGGGGGAGGUGCGGGGGGUGCGGCUGCCCGUGCCGGACGGCGGUCAGGUGACGGCAUUCCUGGGGAUCCCAUUCGCCGAGCCCCCUGUGGGGAGGCGGCGCUUCCGGGCGCCAGAGCCCAAGCGGGCGUGGUCGGGCGUGCUGAACGCCAGCACCUACCCCAACGCCUGCUGCCAGCCCGUGGACUCCUCCUACCCGGGCUUCCCCGGCACCGAGAUGUGGAACCCCAACCGGGAGAUGAGCGAGGACUGCCUGUACCUCAACCUGUGGGCCCCCGCCCCCCCUGCGCCCCGAAACCUGUCUGUGAUGGUGUGGAUCUACGGCGGCGGCUUCUACAGCGGCUCGUCCUCGCUGGACGUGUACGACGGGCGCUACCUGGCGCACGCCGAGCGGGUGCUGGUGGUCUCCAUGAACUACCGCGUGGGCGCGCUGGGCUUCCUGGCGCUGCCCGGCUCCCCCGACGCCCCCGGCAACGUGGGGCUGCUGGACCAGCGGCUCGCCCUGCGCUGGGUGCAGGAGAACGUGCGCUUCUUCGGGGGGGACCCCCGGCGGGUCACCAUAUUUGGGGAGAGCGCGGGCGGGGCGUCGGUGGGGAUGCACCUGCUGUCCCCGGGGAGCCGGGCCCUGUUCGCCCGCGCCAUCCUGCAGAGCGGCGUUCCCAACUGCCCCUGGGCCACGGUGAGCGCGGGGGAGGCCCGGCGCCGCGCCGCCCUGCUGGCCCAGCUGGUCAACUGCGCCCCGGGCAACGACAGCGAGCUGGUGGCCUGUCUGCGGGCGCGGCCACCCGAGGAGCUGCUGGCGCAGGAGUGGCGCGUGCUCCCCCACAGCAGCCUGUUCCGCUUCUCCUUCGUGCCCGUGGUGGACGGCGCGGUGCUCCCCGACGCGCCCGACGCCCUGCUCCGCUCCGGCGACUUCGCCCACGUGCAGAUCCUGCUGGGCGUCAACCGCAACGAGGGCUCCUACUUCCUGCUCUACGGCGCCCCCGGCUUCAGCAAGGACAACGACAGCCUGAUCUCGCGGCGCGACUUCCUGGAGGGCGUGCGGCUGAGCGUGCCGCACGCCAGCGACAUCGCGCGGGAGGCCGUGGUGCUGCUCUACACUGAUUGGCUAGACGAGGACGACCCGCGCAAGAACCGUGACGCCAUGGACGGCAUCGUGGGCGACCACAACGUCAUCUGCCCCCUGCAGCACUUCGCCCGCUCCUACGCCCAGAGCCACGCCCAGGCGGGCGGGGCCGGAGGGGCGGGGGCAGGGAGGGGGGACUCUGCUGAGGGAAACUCCCCAGGGGGCGUGUACCUGUACCUGUUUGACCACCGUGCGUCAAACCUGCCGUGGCCAGAGUGGAUGGGCGUGAUCCACGGCUACGAGAUCGAGUUUGUGUUUGGGCUCCCGCUGGAGAGGAGGCUCAACUACACCGCCCAGGAGGAGCAGCUCAGCCGCCGCAUGAUGAGAUACUGGGCCAACUUCGCCCGCACCGGGGACCCCAACCUGAACGCGGACGGCACCACGGACGCGCGGCAGAAGUGGCCGGCCUUCACGCCCACUGAGCAGUGGUUUGUGGGAUUGGACACGGAGCCGCUGAAGCUGCACCGCGGCCUGAGGAACCAGCCCUGCGCGCUGUGGAACCGCUUCCUACCCCGCCUGCUGGACAUCACUGGGAAUAUUGAUGAGGCAGAGCGCCAGUGGAAGGUUGAGUUUCACCGUUGGAGCUCCUACAUGAUGCACUGGAAGAGUCAAUUUGACCACUACAGCAAGCAGGAGCGCUGUACAGACCUCUGAGCAUGUGUGUGUAAACAAGAGCACUGCACUGACCUCUGAGUGUGUGUGUGUAUGAGAGAGAGAACAUUCAUGUUGUUCUUCAUGGUCCUGCAAACUUUAUAAUUUAAGGAUUUAUUGUUUUGGUCUCUGAGUGGGGCCCAUCUGUGUCCAGUACUCUGUGCUUUAUCAGUGUGUCUGUUCGCUGAUGUGACGAAGAUGAUGAUGCUCUUCUCCCCAGUGGCGCUGUGUUUGUGUGCAUCUGUUCACUGAGUGUAAGUGAGCACGUUCUCCCCAGAGUAAGGCAUUAAAACUGAACAAAAAACACAUAAAUAUUUAAAAUAUGUGAAUAUGUGCUGAAUAUAUUUUGUGAAUAUUUGCAUACUGGGUUUUGUCUGACAUUUUUGAAUACAGGAAGAGCAUGAUUCUUGAAGAGAAUGAGCAAAACGUGUGAGAGAUGCCUUUCCGAGAGAACGAGUGUGUGUGAGAGAGAAUAAGCCUGUGAAAGAGAAUCAGUGUGUGAGGGAGAUAGAGAAUAAGUGUGUAUGUGAGAGAGAAUAAGUGUGUGUGUGAGAAAAAAUGUGUGUGUGUGUGUGUGCGUGCUUGUUGUCUGCAUCCUCUCUGAGCAGCUGAACCCUUCUGGAACAUUCUCAUUAAACUGACUGACACCAUCA